Messenger RNA from Catharus ustulatus (Swainson's thrush), 13264 nucleotides. It is a transcript of the gene DCX, whose product is annotated as doublecortin. NCBI's taxonomy places the organism in Eukaryota, Metazoa, Chordata, Aves, Passeriformes, Turdidae. The transcript has 7 exons. The record is from RefSeq and is a predicted model, not a curated record. Gene Ontology annotation, molecular function: microtubule binding. Gene Ontology annotation, cellular component: axoneme; neuron projection. Gene Ontology annotation, biological process: axoneme assembly; photoreceptor cell development; neuron migration. The coding region runs from base 669 to 1769 and encodes 366 amino acids.
UUCCUGAAUGACUUGCAUGCAGAAAAGUAACAGAAAGGAGAAAUCUCUUUUUUUUUUGGUGCCUUACAGCAUCUGCAGUUCAUUUUAAAAUCAAAACCCCUGCAUCCUCUGAUUCAUUCCCGAAGUUGCUUGGAUGUUUCAUUGUUCAGUGCAUGACACCAGGCUGAAUCUGCCCCGGCUGGCAUCGUGGGGGGAAUGUUCCCAACUUGGGGUUUCUGUGUGGAUCUCCUACAUUGUCAUCUGCCUCGCUGCAGCCUGGGGACAAUGAUUUUUUCUUGCAUGGGUCACGCUGACAUUGUAAAAUACCGGGAAGGAGCUUCAUUCCGGCGAGUGUAAAGGGCGGGGAUGAGAUAGCAACAGCUUUUCCUGGAUUUGUACCUGGCUGCCAAGUGCUGUAAAUCCCUUUCAGCCCUGUGUUAUAACAGGAGAGCAAUACGUGAGGUGCAUGUGCCUGGUGCUGCUGGGGGAGUGGAAGGGUCUCUAUUGCAGGGCUGGGGGAUGUUCCUUCUCCUUUUGUGUUGGGAUUUGGUGCAGGAGAAAGGUUUUUAAACUAGAGACAGUGCAGAAUUCCUGCUCGCUGGGUGUCAGCUCCAGCCUCGGCUUUUCUGUGCUGGAAGCCCCCGUGCUCAGAACAAUGAAAGCUUCAGAUCUCUAGGGUUCACCAAACUAUGGAACUUGAUUUUGGACACUUUGACGAAAGAGACAAGGCGUCCAGAAACAUGCGAGGCACACGGAUGAACGGCUUGCCCAGCCCCACUCACAGUGCCCACUGUAGCUUCUACAGAACCCGGACCUUACAGGCGCUGAGUAACGAGAAGAAAGCCAAGAAGGUUCGUUUCUAUCGCAACGGGGACCGCUACUUCAAGGGGAUUGUAUACGCCGUGUCCUCCGACCGCUUCCGAAGUUUUGAUGCUCUCCUGGCGGACCUGACCCGCUCCCUGUCCGACAACAUCAACCUGCCCCAGGGAGUGCGGUACAUCUACACCAUCGAUGGCUCGCGGAAGAUCGGCAGCAUGGACGAGCUGGAGGAAGGGGAGAGUUACGUCUGCUCGUCCGACAACUUCUUCAAGAAGGUGGAAUACACCAAGAACGUCAACCCCAACUGGUCUGUCAAUGUGAAGACCUCUGCCAACCAGAAAGCACCUCAGUCCCUGGCCAGCAGCAACAGUGCCCAGGCCAAGGAGAACAAGGAUUUCGUGCGCCCCAAGCUGGUGACCAUCAUCCGCAGCGGCGUGAAGCCCCGCAAGGCUGUGCGUGUGCUCCUCAACAAGAAAACUGCCCACUCCUUCGAGCAGGUCCUCACUGACAUCACUGAGGCUAUCAAACUGGAGACAGGGGUGGUCAAAAAGCUCUACACCUUGGAUGGCAAGCAGGUGACCUGUCUCCACGAUUUCUUUGGGGAUGAUGAUGUGUUUAUCGCCUGCGGUCCAGAAAAAUUCCGCUAUGCACAGGAUGACUUUUCCCUGGAUGAAAGCGAGUGCAGGGUGAUGAAGGGGAGCCCAGCAGGAGCCACGGGCAGCAAAUCCUCCCCCACCCCUCAGAAGAGCUCGGCCAAGAGCCCCGCGCCCAUGCGCCGCAGCAAGUCCCCGGCCGAUUCAGGUAACCACCACGAUGCCAAUGGGACGUCCAGCAGCCAGCUGUCCACACCCAAAUCCAAGCAGUCCCCGAUCUCCACCCCCACCAGCCCAGGGAGCCUCCGCAAGCACAAGGUAGACUUGUACCUGCCUCUGUCCUUGGAUGACUCGGAUUCCCUCGGGGACUCCAUGUAGAGCACCACGGAGCGAAAUGUCCAGAUUGCAUUUGGGAUACAGAAAGUACCUCUGCCCAAACAAGCAGAUGGGUGACUGGUGCUUGCAAGUCAAAGGACACACGGUUAAAUGUCAUUUUUGUUCUGUGAUUUCUCCUCUCUGUGCCACAAACCAACACCUGCCAGUCUAUAGAGAUAGAGGGAUACCAUUCUUCUGAGUCCCAGGGGUGCAAAAUGGGCAUUGUGAGAAAUUUGGGCCAACGAUUCUGUGCAUUUCCCAUUUUCUUCUGUCAUUUCUUCUUCUGCUGCAGCCACGUGGUUUUCCUAGUGUUAGUAGAGUAGCUCCCCUGGAGGUGUGCAAAAGGAGCCCAGGCUGAGCAGUUUGCAAGCUGGAGCAGAGCAGAUGAUGUUCUCCACCCGUGCAAACUGCCAGCCUCUGCCAGCUCACUGCUCCUCAUUCACAGCCCCCCUUUUGGCACCUGCAUUCCAACAAGUCUUGGUUUUAUUGUGGAGGGCAGGCAGGGAAGUUCUAGUUUGAUGUUUAAUAUGCCGGCAGAAGCUUGGAUGAGAUUAGGAGUGAUUGUGUCAGAUGCUAAGUAAGGUUAGUACAAUAAUUCAAAUUAUUCAAAUAUUGAUUUUUGUUUGUUUGUUUGUUUGUUUUUCAAUAACUAAGCAAAACCAUAAAUCAGCUGAGUUAUCUGGAGUAGAACACCUUCCACAUGCAAUCCAAGGAUGCUGCUAGCUGGUAACAAAUAUUUAUACCUCCCCUAUGGUAUCUCUCUAUCUCUGUUUGUAACAGUAAUGCCUUGUGAACAGCCAACACUGAAAACACUGUGAGAAUUUGUUUUCAGGUUUGACACCCUAUAGGUCACUUUUUAUAGCAAAAAAUCAAUACACUUUUUAUAAAGGAAAACCUUGUAUCUGUGUUUUGGGAGUAAGGAUUCAAGCUCCUUCUUUUUUAUAAAAGCUGGUAAUUUUCUUUUGUUUAAAAAACACGUUCAGAAAAAAAAAAGUACAAAAAAAAAAACCAACCACAACUGCAGAACAAUAAUAAGAGCAACUCCGUUUAGAAAUCUUGUCAUCGCUGCCAAAACAGACACGUGUGGGGGUGGGAAAUGGUCAAUUCAAAAUGUUGAAUGUUUUGAUAGUUUUUGUAAUGUUUAAGACUAUGUAUUUGGUUUUUUACACUUCAGUAUUCCUAACUAUGGCCAGAUUCUCUUCUUAUAUAACAAAUGAAGUUUUGUGGUGUUCUAAAACCCGUAUUUUAAGAAACUCUUCUAUCUGAGAAAAACAAACUCGCUGUAUUUAGAGAAAGCUUUUGCUUUUAUUAAUCAGCAAUGCCUCCUCCAGAAUGCAAAGCUCAUCUGCUGGUUUUUACUGGCUUUGUCCUAGGCCAGCUGCCAUUGCCUCCCUCCCUCAUGGACUAAGCUUUGAUAAAACUGAUUCUUGCAGAACUUUACCUAAAUGAAAUCUGUGCAAUCAAGCCUUUCUUUGUUGCUCUAUUUGCCUUUUUUUUCUCCCAGCAUAGACACCUACUCCCUGUUGCCUUGCAACCCCUUGUGAUUAGGAUGGAUUUUAUCCUUGUGAUGUUUGAUGCUCCAUGUAUGCUGGGUUGUUCCCAAAGCCACUCCACGUUUUGUUUGCUUGCAUUGCUGGGGUGAAACAAUCUGUGCAGGCUGCAUCUUUCAAGGCUCGUGUGAUCAUACUUAAAAUGCAACUUUUUAAAAGAGAUUUAUCCAGAGAGAGGCCAGGAUUGGGAACUGUCAAGGGGUCAGAGUUAUCAUGCACCAAAUUUGCACCCAGUAGUGUUAGUGCAUGAUCAUUUGCACCCAGAGUUUUGCACAAGAAACCAUUUGUUCUCACUGAUAGCUUCAUUUGAUUGAAGAACUCUCUGACUGCACAACUGCUAACUGGUCAUUUUAAAUAUUGUAAAUAAAAUCCUGGGGUCAGUUCACAGGCUAAGGGCUCGUGUUGAGGGGUUGGGGGGGAAGGAUGGUGCUGUGGACAAAGCUUGGGUGCAGCAGUCAGCACACCUCUCAGCCCUUGGCAUUGCUGAAUUUUGUGUCUGAAUGGGAGCAGGUCUCUGAGUAACCCUGUGCCUCAAUCUGUCUGUCUGUCCCUGCAGGGACAGCUCUGUUCUACCUCACUGGGGGUUGUGAGGCCAAAUGUUGAUAACAUUUGUCAAGUGCUUUCAGAUCCUCUAACAGAAGGUGCUGAAAUAUUCUGGGUGCAGAUUUGGUUAUGGGUGCUAAUUUUUGGCUGUUUAAUCCUGUGAGUGCUACUGUAGACAUUGGUCAUGGGCAAAAAGGACUUUUUAAAGCAUAAAGAUGUCAAAGGCCUUGGUUAUGCUAAUAACAAUACUACUCACCAGAGCUUUUGUCUUGGAAAGCUUUAGUGGGACACAUAAUUUGACAUGCUUUUACCCUGUCCCCUGUUCUGCUGGUGGAAAUCUCAGCCUCUCCCUGAGCCUCUGCCUUUCCAGGGACCCUGAGCAGUGGCCAUGGAUGGACUGGAACUGCAGCCCAGGGUGCUGUCAGCCACACCAGGGACCAGCCAUGCAGUCCCAUCCAGGCUCUCUUGCUGCUCAGUGCAGGACACCCACCAGGAAACCCAAAUCUUUGCUCUCCUGGGCUGCUCUCUGCAGCCUCAGCUGCUGGUGGGAGGGAAGGAAUCUGGGAGAUGCUUUCACCCAGGGUCUGAGAGUGCAGUUUGUGUAAGGGAAAGGAUCCCAAGGGAGGAAUGAGCCUUUGUUUGGAUGGUGUUGAGAAAGGGUUCCUUUCCUUCCUGCCAAAAGCUCUCAGGAUAUUUGGAGAGGCUUUUCCUGGUGGAGCAUCACUAAGGAAUCACUGAGCUCGUCCUCCUGAGCUGCACCUGGUGACACAUCUAAAACCUGAUCCUGCAGAUUCUCCCUUGGGAAUGCAGCUUUGUUUGCAUGAGGAUCACCCUGUGGUGAGGCUGAGAUCAGAAAUUCCUUCAGGGAAUUCGGGGGACCUUGAAAAGGCCUAAAAGAAUCAAAAUAAAUUGUUCAGUGGGAAAAUAGCCAUUCAAACCAGCAGAAGCCACAAAGAAAACAGGGUAUGAGGUCGAACUCCCAAGUUUUAAGAAGCAAUUUUCUAGGCAGAAAUGCCUGGGCAGUAGAAGUCAGUGAGCAUUUCAGCUGUAGCAUAGAGUGAAGUUUGUAUUAAUGCCAAUAUUGCAUGAGUUCUUGUACAGAAAUGCAUGUGGAAUGUUGCAUACAUUCAGAACUAGUUAUCUUUGGCUUUGUAGGAUCCCUCACCUAGAUUUGAAUACAAAGAGAAACAGUGCACAGGCAUCACACUGUAGUUAUUUAAACAGAAGGACAGCCCUGAUUCAGGAAAGAACUUAAAAGCUUAAAUUUUAGCACGUGCUUUACUCCUGUUGACUUUUCACGAGAUUAAGCUUGGGUUUGGUCAGAAAGCUUUCCUGAACUGCUGUGAAUUUGUAAUUAUUUCCAAUAUAGUAGAGUAAUUCCAGGCCCUGUGAGAUACUGGAGCAGAUGAUAGUAAUUCCACUACAUACUGCAGAGUUCACCUUUCAUAUUUAUUUUUUUUUAACAUUUACAAGCACAUAAAGCUCCACAUGAUAUGAGGAUUUGCCAUAUUAAUUCUGCUAUAAAAACCCUGUCUAAUUUGCCACAUGAGGCUGCCUUUAGUGCUUUCAGAGACUAAUUGAAUCACUGAGACUAUAUUGUUUUAAAACAAUAAAGUAUUUAAAAACAAAUUGGAGAAACUCUUAAAGUAGCAGGGCUUUGUUUCUUUGAAAUCUGCCUUUAUUCAGUAUAAUUUAGCAAAUUUGUAUAUAAAGAUCCCUGUUUCAGACAGUCAUUAGGAAGGAAUAACACAGACUGAGGGGUUUAACAUUUUUACACUCAGAUGAUGGUCUUGACUUUAUGAGAGCAAUGCAGCAAAACCUUCAGCCUUGGGAUUUUUAUCACUUAAAGCAUUUAUAAUCCUGAAGUUUCUGGUUUAAAGCCUCAUCUGGUAUAAGAUUUGGAGCUAUUUCAGUUCCACCAGCUAAAUAUCUUGAAGUGAUUUGGAAAGAGUUUGAUAAUGGGAUUUUACUUUGUGGUGGGAGUUGGAAGCAGCUUUUCCCUACCACUGUCUGUGUUUCUGCACAUUAUUUAUGGUCUUCUCAGGAGCUAGAAACACUAAUUGUGCUAUUUCCAUAGACAAUAGAAGAAUCCUGCUUAGAAAACAACUCCCACAUCUCUCUCAUGCUCAGCUAACACAUGUGUAGGCAUACAAAAAAACCACACACUUGGUCGAGCUGCUAUUUAUUUAUCUCUCAUUUGCUUGUUCAGUACUUUUGAAGGGGAAAAAAGGAGGUAGAAUAAAAAAUUGUGGCAAACAGCAAAGCAGUGUUACACCCAGGCAUUUCCAAUGGGAAACAAGGGCAUUAAAGUGUUAGUUUCUCCUUAUCCACGUGGAUAACAUUCUCCAGGAUGCCUUGUCUUUGCUUUUUCACACCUUUGAGGUCAGUGCUGCUGCUUCCCAGCACACCCUGUGCGAGUGCUCUGGGAUUCCAGGCUGAAUCCCUACCAGGACACUGUUCCAGGGACAGCCAUCCCUGGAAGUGGCUCCUUCUCUGCAGGGUCCCAGCGUGGAUUUUGCACUCAGAGCCUUCCCCAGAGUGAUUUGGGCACUGACCUCGGGGUGCCCCACAGCCAUGCAAAGCAACAGAGAGUUCUCUUCCACUGUAGUCGAGGCAGAAUCAUUUUUAGAGAAAGGGAUUAAAAAUUAGCCAAGUAAAGUAGAUAUAAAAUUAGUCUAGCAAGUGUCUCCUCAAGCUAAGACAAUCCACAACCAGAGAAAAGCUCUUAGAGGUGUGUUUACCACACAUCACCACCAUGGAACAAAACAUCUUUUUCCACGUGGUGGCUUAGGCUCCGGGUUAUUUUUCUGGUUGCUGAUGGAAGCAGGCUGGGACAGUGUUUGGGACUGGUGAGGUUCUUUGUAGAAGCAAAUGGAUGGCACAAGAUGAGGAUCUUUUUUCUGUGUAUCUAAAGAGUCAGGUCAGUCCAUGAAACAGGAGUGCUUUCCACAAGACACCUGGAAGAGAUCCAGCUGAAACCCCACCUUGGUGUGUUGGAUGCAUCAUGAUGAGAGCAGGAAGGUGAAGACUUUAAGUGCCUUCUAACAUCCCUUGGGCUUCAGAAGCAGGACUGUGCAUGUGCCCAGCAAGGCCUAGGGUUCAAUGGCCUUGAUCAAAGGAGACAGGGCACACUUUAAUUCUCAAAGUGUUUAUUUUUCUUGAAAAUUGCUGUCUCCAGAACCACAGAUUUCUUCUGGCUGAUGCCUCUGUCAUGAAUCUGAGCCUCUCCACAAUAUCUCAGGAAAUGUUAAAGCUGAGUCUUGUGUCUCACAGCUGCUCCUCACUGUGGAUGAACAGGGCUGGGUUUGCUGCAGUGGUUGUUUCUGCUGUUCAGAUGUUCUUCAUCCUCCUCCUCCUCUGCUCCUCGUGGCUUGAGCUGGUUUCUCCUGGUGCCUGCAGGUGAAAGGCUGGGAGCAGCAAUGGAUAGACCCCUCUUUGUUUUGUUUUGUUUUCUUUGGGACAGUUCUAGUCAGAUGAUUGAAGGUGUGAGGCCAAGCUGACAAACCCAUUUCUAAUAGGGAGAGGGAAGAUUUUCAGGGAAUAGAAGCAGGAGGAUGGAAAGGCUUUUUCCAGCAGUGUCAUUGCACAGCUGCUCUGACAGGAUCCCAGCUGCAGGCCAUGGUGGGAGUGCUACACCUGCAGGUGAAAAUGUGGAAUUUUGGGGUCACAGACCAGUGUCCAUCCCUCAGAACACUGCUUAGAGGAGGUUAAACACAUCAACACCUAUUUUUGGCCAACAGAUGAGCUUCUGAGCAAAUGAGAAUCAAACCUAGUGGAUUCAGCAGUGGGGUUUCAGAGCCAUUGGGGUUUCAGAGCCAUUGGGGUAUGGCACAGCUCUGGACAGAUCACUUCUCCUUUUGCCAUGGUGUCCCAGUGCACAGAGGGCUGGUCCCAAAAUUUCCCUCCACUUGUAGGGUGCUUUGAGAUAAGCUGAUACAAAGAGCUUGGUUUUAAAAUGCAUUCAUUGCUCAGCAAAGUCUGAACACCUUAUAGAAGCAAACUGAAUCUCUGGCAAGUCUCUUACAGACAUCUGUCUCUCUCAAAACUCUGCUGUAAAAAUGCUUAAAUAUUUCAGUCAUGGGGAAAGACAGACACCUCAUUUUUAGUUCCCCAUCAAAAGUAUGGGGGAGCCAGCAACAUCCCUGGGAGGAAGGAGACACCCUCACCCAGCAGCCUAAAUACAGCCCCCACUGCCCCUUUUUGUCAGAUGUACAUGCACAUUUCGGGGCAAUUCGUGCUAGUAGUCAAAAUAUGGGCCUUGUGUUUACAAACAGUGAAGAAAUCUAAUUAUUCCAGUGGCUUUCUACCAUGAAAACAGUGGGCCAGGUGUUGAAAACCUUGUUUAGAAAACAUUCAUGGCCAGAUGUCCACAUGGGAGAGAGCUGCCUUGCAGUGUCUGCUUAGUGCACUUGAACUCACUUCUUGUGACUCUUGCUUUUUAUCUCCAUGAACUCAGGACUCUCGAGCCAGUUUGGAGGUUCCCAGGUCUGACAGUUCAUCACUCAAACUGAAGAAAAAGGAGGAUGCCCAAAGGGAAUUAACAAAUCUUGGCAGUAAUUAAUCUGUCAGCCGAAGAAAAGAAUGUUGGCAUCAUCAGGGAAAGAUGCCAGGAUGGAAAACACAAGAAAGGAAGGGAAAAGCCUGUUCCUUGGUGGGGGAUGUUUGUUAGGAGGUAGGGGUAGGUACUGAGUCAUGAAAUGAGCUGGAGCUUCAGAGAAAAUCCAAUGGCAGGGAGAGCAUGAGGCACAGCACAGGACAUGUCAGUGCCACUGGUGUGUGGGAAUAAUGAAAGACAAAAGCCAAGAAAUUCUGGGGACAAACAAAGGAGGAGGCUGGGGCUAACUGAGGAUCUGUGGCUUGGUUUGGAGAGAAGAGCAGCAGCAGCUGCUGGCUGUUUGUAGAGUCACUGUCCUGCAGGACCUGAGCAGGGGCAGUGUCUGUCCACAGCACUGUCUGUCCCUCUGUCCUUGGCAGAAAUGAGAUCAAACCUGGCUGCAGGCAGAACUUGGUGUGAGCUCCUCUCCUGCCAGCAUGUGCCAUCCCUCAAAGGAGAUCCAGCCCUGGCUGAAGGACAGCACAAAGCUGUGGGCUGGGUUUAUUUACCCUGACACUCCUGCCUGUGUCAGAAAUCACUGAUCAGCACAAAGCUGUGGGCUGGGUUUACUUACCCUGACUGUUUAUUUAUCCUGCUUGUGUCAGAUCAGAAAUAGCUGAUCAGAAAUCACUGAUCAGCACCAAGCUGGCACUCUGGGGAAUAGAGGAGAAUAAUGAGGGCACCUCAGAGCCUCCCACACCUUCCCACAGGGCUCAGCAAACUCUGGGAGAAGUGGCAACCAGGGUGAAAAGCAGGACAGACUCCAGGGGAGGUUCCCUGUGUGGGCACAGAGUGAGGCUGAUCUUGCCCAGGAAAUGCCCACCCCCUGUGUGAGAGCUGCUGCAGCCACCACAGCUGUGCUGAACAAGGGCAGCUGUGUUUAACACUGCUUUUCUCACGAGAUCUUUCCUAAAUUCAGUUCAGUUUGAGUGCUUGUGAAUUUAAUUCUAAACCACAAAAUAACUGACUUUUGCACUUUUUUUGCUGCAUAGUCUCAGAUUAUUUUUUUGUUGCAUAAAUAUUGCAUCUCUUUUAUUUCCAUAAAUUCUUAGACACUCAAUAUAAUGCAAAUGGAGCCCAAUGCACCUAAUUUUCUGCUGCUUUAACCAGCCAGAAGCUCCUCUGUAAUUAUUUUAUGAAUCUCUUUGGUCCAAGGUUGGUCUCCUAUUUCAAAGACUGAUAAUUCUUGUGUGAUUGAUUACAGUGAGUGAAGAUUCAGUUUCCUGGGUGACAGCUGCAGCCUUUGCAGAGAAAACCUCAUUGACCCCAUUAUAAAGUGAUCUCUUGUAUGGACCUUGAAUAGCAAGCUAUGGGUGGGAGAUAUUUUGUGUAGUUUAAUUAGAGUAUUGAUAAAACUGAAAUAGUUUGUUGAAAUACCUUAAAAGUUUUAGAAUUGAAAAUUUAAAAAGGAACCUCAGCAAAUCAGGGCCUCCUCUAUAUUUUUUGCUUCUAAAGAGUGUUGGCUUUAUCUGACUUUACUCUCAGUUUACCAGUCAACAUUCUCUGAGCCCAGCAGGUUUACGGAACUAGAAAUAGUAUUUCUAUUUCUACCAAUAUUUUUCUACUCUAGUCCCAGCCAGUACCAGGCAGAACAGAGAUUUAUGGUUGGUUUGGUUUUUAGAAAAAAGCAUUGCCAGAUGUCUCUGAAAUAAAAAGAAAGGUUUGGUUCAUUUUAGGUGACUUAUCUAAACUCAAGGCUGCUUUGGAUUUUAUCCUGGCUGGUUCUUCCAUCUCUCUUUGCAAGAGGUGUGUAGAGGUAAUGGAGCUGAAUUGGAGUCACAUUUUCACAAUGGGGUUGUUGCAGAGCACAUAAGCAGUCAGGAUGGAACACAGUGGUGGCACCUGGGCAGGGAGAGCCAGAACCAAACCCUGCCUCUGAUCCCUGACUUCCCCUGAAUUCCCUCUGGGAAACCCCUGCACAGGGUCAGACUUGGGAAAUACCUGUCAGGGACCAAAUGAACCCCAACCUUGGGACCAGGCCCAGUUCUCAACAUGACAAAUUUCAUUUUCAGAGAAUCCCUGAGAAACAUUUGUGGGAUUUAUUUUUGUUGUUUUUUGGGUUUUGGGGUUAUGUGGGGGGAGUAUUUUGUCAUUUUUUUAAAUUACAGCAUGGGUGCUUUUCUCCAUCUGCUUCCAACCAUUGCAGAGCAGGUAUGAAUGCACUUGUCAUUUCCUUAGCAGGUGGCAGGUGUGAUAUUGUUCUUCCCUCUCAUACUGACCAUACAGUCACAGGGGGUUCCAGAACACACAGCUUUUUUUUUCCUUUCUCUCCCUCUCUUUAAGACAGGGGAGCUUUUUCCAGAUUUAGUGUGAUGUCUAAUGAUGCAUCUGCCUAAAAAGAAGAAUGUCUAGGGAAUUAAUUGCACUGCUAAUUGGUGUUUUUAGAUAUGGUGAAGCAGGAGUAUUGAAUGUAAGAACAAGGAAGCCUGUGUGCUAUGAUUACAUGCUGAAUUCUGACAUGUGAAAUUGUUGUUAGUUUGCUUCUUAUUUAAAUGAUGGGUGAUCCAAGCAGCUUUAGCACCCUGGCAGUCUGAGUACAGCUGUGAUUAGCAAUUAGAAGACACCCAGGGUCUUUUGGAAAGAGGAAACCUGUCUAGCCAAAUCUAUUCUCUGAGAUGACACAUUCCCCUCCAUAAUUCUCUGGCUUUUGUGUCACUGUCUAGUCUGGAAGCACAGGAAAGGAGGACCAGCCUGCUGGCUUUGCUGUCAAAGCCUUCUUCUGCUUUCUCAGUUACAAAUGCUGUCCCAAGCUGAGGUGAGCAGCUCCCAUCCCCUCAGCCUGAGCUCCUCACACUGCUCCUGAGUGGAGAGCAGGAACUGCCUUUGCUCAGGACCCUGCAGCUCCAGAGGUGCUGAGGGAGGGAGAUGUGCAGCUGAGCUGGACCCUGACCAUGGAUUCCUGUCUUAGGUCAUUCAUCGCGUUCGUGUGAUUUCCUCAUUAACCACAAAGCUGCAAUAUAAUAUAACUGAGAGGCCACUUGCAUUUUUCCUCCUGUUCAGAGGGUGGGGGUUGGAGGGGCAGCUGGGUUUAAAGUUUAGCUGGUAUACUUUAAACUCUGUGUACAUAACCUUGGAGGACACGAGGGUGGGAAGGGGUCCGUGGUUAUUUUGGUGGGAUUGGUAAACUUCAGGAUGUUUUUGUUUAAAGAAUAAGAUAUUUAAUUAAUGACAUUGUACAAAGAGCUAUUAAUUUAAAUGGUGCUUUUGUUCUCCUACCCCAGCCCUGUCUAACCUUUUCUUUUUGGCAAGCCUGCAGCAAUGCUGAUCAUGUUGACUUUCAUACCUUGGGGGAGUGUGUGGAAGGGGAGGGGAAAUGCUUUUCUCUUCAGACAAAUAACGUUGCCCAUAGUUAACUUCCUGCUUGGAUACAUACCUUGAAUUCCCUUUAUGCUGAGUUUUUAUGUGAAGGUCUCUUCAAAGGGACAGAACAAGCAGAGGUUAUUCCAAAAGAUCUCAACUGUAUCAUCUUGUAAUAUAUUGCAGCUUUAUGCCAAUGAUUCCUUGCUUACCUGUACACAGUCCAUGCAUGUUCUGAACUAAUUUUGCAUUCUCCAUUUGUGGUGAGUUAUUUAGCAUUUUAACCACCUUUUGUGCCAUUCAACUUGUACAGAAAACAUUUUUAUUGACAUUUUAAAGGGAGGGGGAAGAAAAUAAAAAGACCCCUUCUGCUCUCUAGUUGUAGGUAGAACUCAGUUACUUAGCAAACAGAUGUAGAUGAGUGGUUGUAGUGUUAGAAAUGUUGGCUUGCUCGUGAACAAGCUCUUGAGAGUAAAUGCAUGGUCCUGUACCUCUCUUUUCUUAAUUAGCUCUUCCUUUCCUCCUGGAAAGAUUCUCUCCCUCUCUCUUACUCUUUGUCUCUCUCUCUCUCUCUCUCUCUCGUGGUUGUAAAGUACAGAUUUGGGCAUAAAGAAAACGCUAAACCAGGUUUGAAAAGCAGUUCUCAACAGGUUCUCUCGGGGAACGUGUUUCUCGCAGUGCCUUGCCUCGGCACGCUGAUCAGAUCCAACUUCCAGGUACAGCAGGUGGAGAUCAGUGCCCUGUGACCAACCCCCACUCUGCUGGGGCUGGGGAGCGACCCAGCCUUUGGGAGUUUGGCUCUGGUGAGGGUGAGGUGCUGCUGGGCCACUGCAGCUGAGGCAAGAGAGGCACGAGCGGUGUUGGCCGUGGGCUCCACUCCUGGCGGUGGUGGCUGUCCCUGGACUCGUCCCACGGCCCCUGAUUUGCAGAGUUUGCACACACUUUUGAUUUUCCUGGAUACACAGCGAGGGGGUGGGGAUGGGAUAUGGGAAUUAUGUCGUUGGGGGGGUCUGUAGACAACUUCUCCAAGCUCUGAGUUGAGGACAAGGGGCUCCUUGUUUAUUAGCUGUGGUUCUGUUGGCAGUGGAGGACAGAAAACUCUUGGCAAAGUCUUGGAAAAGAUGGGGUCAUUCACAAAGAUGCAUUUUGUAAGAAAUGGACUUAAAGAAACCCCAAAAAGCCGUGCCACAAAAUCACAAAGUGUACCUAGAUCCACACCUCUAUUCCCUAUGGCUCUUCUCCCUUAACAGAAUUUCCUUUUGUCAGAAGAUUUGACUAGGAAAAAAUUCCAUUUUUGUGAGGUGUUGUGAACUGUUUUUACUACUUGUAAUAACCAUCCCAGGUCUGAGUAUUCUUGUAAUGCAAUGCCAUGCAGCAGAGAACCUGUCCACUUUAUAGCUUUGCUCUCAAUAUUUGUUACUCAUUGUUUUCUCAUCUAAAUGUACAUUUGCAAGAUGUGUGUAAUGUCAUUUUCAAAAAAUAAAAUUUGGUUUCAAUAUUUAGGCCGAUAAAAA